GUUGUUUUUCUUGCAAUAAUCCCCCUCAUAUUAUUUUAAAUUUUUUUCUUUUUUUUUUUUACAAAUCGAUCCCCAGCCACAGCGAUCCCCGCUUAAAACUUCGAUGCCAUGGCCUUUCACGUCGCUUGCCCGAUCACUUGUCUUAGGGUUUGCCGGUGCGAGAUCGGGAACGCGAGGGCGGGAGAUGGAGCGCGGUUUUUGGAGGUAUUGGAUGGGAUUGAGGAUUUCUUGAAGGAUCCGUGGGUGGUGAGGGAGAAGGGAAGGGAUGGAGACAAGGGGACCGUGCAGGUGUUGGUGCCGAAGGUGGUGGUUACGGUGGAGGAUGCGUCGGUUUCGGCGAUGGCGAGGAGGGGUGGGGUGCAUCGGCAGGUGGCGGCUGUGAAGUUUGGGGUGGGGGAUUUUGUGCCGAGAUCCGGAAUUGGCUCUAUUGCGAAGGUACCCACAGAAGAUGUUAAUCUUGGUGAAGAAAAUCAAGAUGCUUUGAUACCCAACAUUUUGUGUCACAUGUGCUUUUCUGGGGAAAAUGAUGGCAGUGAGAAAGCUGCAAAGAUGCUUCCCUGCAAACUAUGCAAUAGGAUGUACCACUCAAGUUGCUUGAAAGCUUGGGCUGCUCACCGAGACCUUUUUCACUGGAGUUCUUGGGUUUGCCCAUUCUGUCGUUUUUGUGAGGUUUGCCACAGAGUCGGAGAUCCCAAAAAGUUGAUGUAUUGCAAAAGAUGUGAUGGUGCUUACCACUGCUACUGUCAGCAGCCUCCUCACAAAAAUGCUAGUCAUGGGCCUUAUUUGUGCCCAAAACACACAAGCUGCCACAGUUGUGGGUCAACUGUACCUGGGAAUGGCCUUAGCACAAGGUGGUUCCUUGGGUAUACGUGUUGUGAUGCUUGUGGAAGAUUGUUUACGAAAGGAAAUUAUUGCCCUGUUUGUUUGAAGGUUUACCGAGAUUCAGAAAUGACACCAAUGGUUUGCUGUGAUGUUUGCCAGCAGUGGGUGCACUGUGGAUGCGAUGGGAUCAGUGAUGAGAAGUAUCAGCAGUUCCAAACAGAUGGAAACUUGCAGUACAAAUGUGCCGCAUGUCGAGGAGAUUGUUACCAGGUUAGAGAUAUUGAUGAUGCUGUUCAAGAACUUUGGAGAAGGAAAGAUCAAACCGACUCUGAUCUAAUCGCAAGCUUGAGGGCUGCUGCUGGAUUGCCUUCUCAAGAGGAAAUAUUCUCUAUUUCUCCUUUCUCAGAUGAUGAAGAAACAGGUUCUAUCGUAUUGAAAAAGGAUUCUGGGAGGGCCUUAAAAUUUUCUGUCAAAGGCUUGACUGAUAAUUCUACAAAGAGCUUAAAGGAUUAUGGGAAGAAUAGCUUGAGUAAUUCAUUGUCAAAUAAUUAUUCAAAGGAUGGGUUUCAAUUGCAAUCAGUUGGUAAAUUUGAAGGGUUAUAUAAGAAGGUUGAUAAAUGGAAUAGAAUGAGUACAGUUGAUGGUCUCAGAGAUAGAAAGGUUGAUGAUCAGACCUCAUGUGGCAGCAACAAGUCAGAGAUGUUUUCAUCUCCUCUAACAAUAACCACAGCCAAUGGUAGUGCAGUAAGUAACAACAAUAUGGGUGGCAUGGAAAUGGUGACAAAUAACAUUGGCAAGAUCCCUAAGAUCCAAAUUAAGGCUAGUAAAUCACAAGCAAUACAUAUGAUGGAAGAUUCUGAGAGAAAUUCAAUCAAGAGAGAGAUUGCUAAAGGGACUAAGUUGGUGAUACAUUUAGGUGGAAAAAAUAGAAAUUUGACUUGCUCUCCAAUGUCUGAGCCUUUAAGCUGUCAGCAAGAGAAAGAUUUUGUUCCAUCUGAUGGUACAGGAAAUAGUAUGAAACUUGGUAAAGUUUCUGAUGUGCAGAGGAAAAGCAGAUGCAACAUUGACGAGCGUGAGCUUAAUAAGACAUGCAAAAGCUCCCACAUUAUGAUAAGGAGUGCACCUAUUGACAGUGCUUUAGAAGGAGAAGCCACAUUGAAAAAUGAUGACAUUAUGGUGCACAAGCAAUCUGUUGAGACAUGCUUCGAUUCUCUAAACAAGAAUGAUGAGGUGUCAGACUUACCAUAUGCUUCAAAUUUGUCCAAUAAUCCAAAGCCGUUACUCAAGUUGAAACUCAAGACUCCAUAUUUUGACCAAGAUAGUUCUUGGGUCCCUGAAGGAGUUGAAGAUAAGAAUUGUGUUAAGGGACAAAGAUCGAAACGGAAGAGGUCAUCUAUGGAGAAAAUAAAUAUCUGCGAAGAUGAUCACAAUGUAAAUAUGAAUAUGGAGAAUUCAGCAAAUGAAGUGGAGGCAAAGGCCUUGCAGAAGCUAGAUAAAGGUGCAAUUGGAAAGAGGGUUGAAGGUCAAUCAUCAGUUGGUUCUUGGCAUAAGGGAGUAGCUUCCAAGGUCAUUGAUGGUGCUUCAUCUGUUUCAAUUGAUCUAGAUAAUGGAAGGACCGAGACCUUGGAUCUUGGGAAGGAUGGAAUUCGCCUUAUUUCCAAGAAACAAAAGGGGAGAAGAUCGUAGCAUCAGAAAUUUCAUCAUAUAUCUAAUGACUAUGUAGCCCAAGUUAAUCUUUUCUGCAUUCUUAGGAACUGCUGAUCCUUUUGAGACUACUUAGUUUCAUCAUGUCUGCUAUGGCCUUGGGGUACUUGCAGAUUAAUUGCAUGCAAGCUGAAAAACACCACCCCACCAGUUUUAGACGUAGGAUGGUGCGCCACCCGCCAAUUUUAUACAGAGAGGUAGCUGUUGAUUUUGAAAGUUUUUUAGGUAUUUAUUUGAACUUUUUUUGUACUGGAAGGGAUUUACAUUGUUUCAGAUCUAAUCCAGGCUAGCUAGGUGAAUUAGCAUUGGACACCAAUUGGUAUUAUGCCUUCCUUUGUAACUAUUUUGAGAUUAGAAUUUCAAAAUGUAAAGAAAAAAAAAAAGAUUCAUUUUUUUUUUUACUUA
Messenger RNA from Dioscorea cayenensis subsp. rotundata (Guinea yam), 2931 nucleotides. RefSeq lists its product as uncharacterized. Gene Ontology annotation, cellular component: histone methyltransferase complex. Gene Ontology annotation, molecular function: metal ion binding; histone H3K4 methyltransferase activity. The record is from RefSeq and is a predicted model, not a curated record. Lineage: Eukaryota; Viridiplantae; Streptophyta; Magnoliopsida; Dioscoreales; Dioscoreaceae. Bases 109 to 2508 code for a protein of 799 amino acids. Gene Ontology annotation, biological process: DNA recombination; positive regulation of DNA-templated transcription; DNA repair. The transcript has 12 exons.